Messenger RNA from Spirometra erinaceieuropaei, 5667 nucleotides. The record is from the annotation of a GenBank genome assembly. Lineage: Eukaryota; Metazoa; Platyhelminthes; Cestoda; Diphyllobothriidea; Diphyllobothriidae.
AUGGAUGCCUUCUCGGCGGCGACACGUGCGUACGCUGACUCGCUUUUACUGAAGCAGGUAGUUGCUCUUAAAACUUCAAGUUUGCAUUACACUCGUGGUGAUCUUACCAUACUUUAAUUUAAGCACGGCGCGCCAAUUCCACCUUCACCCUUUUAUUCUCCAUCUUCAAAACACAAAGAAGUAUAAGAAGGAAAUUUACUUAAAUAAUAAUCCGUAUGGACCCUUUUUGCUGAAAAAACAGACGUUUCUUUUUGGCUAAUUUUAAGGACUGCCUGGCGACACUAUUUCGAAUGGUAGUAUUUAACAUAAGAUGGUUUAAAAUACGUUUGCAGAUGUUCGUUAGAUAUUAUUCGGUUAAUGAUAUAAGAACAAAUUUGCAGUACAUUGUGAGUCGACGGACUCUUGUGCUACUGUAAAUGAGUAAUAUGUUUUAGUUGUGCAACAUACUAUACCCGUCAGACAUUAAUUCUUUAUAUGUGCUGGCACGUUGUCUCAGGAAGUAGUCGUAAACAUUUUCUGUAAUGGGCUGACCUCUUUCCCCUUUUGGAAAAACUGUUGAAAGCUGAUUCAGGUGAAGCGUUUGUUAUAUUUUUGUGAAUUGUCAUUUACGUUUCUUUCAUAGAUGACAGAUGUCGUCCUUUGUACCCCAACCCUGCCCCGAGAAAUUUAUCUUAAGAUCACUAAGUAAUUUCUAACAAGACCAAUGAAUGUUUUGGCCAAUCUGAACAGGUAAUCUGACUGUUACAUUGUGAUAACAUCAGUGACCCUAUCACAGUUCGAACCCGCAUCAGAGACGACAACGAUGUAGUGUAGCCAGAACUUCAACAAAUAAAUUACUAAUGUAAAGAAGACAAACAGGCAAUCACCGGGACAAUGCACGUAUUAGUCUGAACUUUUGGUCUUAUACAGGAAUCCACUAUCAGAUCCCAUGCCGUGCCUGUCCUCAUCAUUAUACAGUCCAGACCAGUCGGCGACUUAGUUUGCGAAUAAUGGAGCAUAAACGGGCAGUCCGGAAGGACGGCCCACUGUCUCAGGUCGCUGUUCGUACCCUGGAGAUUGGCCAAGAAGUAGACUACGCGAGUGCGCGGAUACUGGCGCGAGCUAACAACAGGACGAGGCGGGAACUGCUGGAUCCCCGGAUGUCUGACACCAACUCCACCAACAGACACGUUGAUAUACCCCCUCCUACUACCACGCACUUCGCUCACACGACCAAGAGGCGCGACCCCAUUCCCAGUCAAGGACGCACGCCGUGGCGACUCCGUGGUAUGGCUUAGGCCCAGCCCUGUCGAGAACACAACCCCUGCCUCCCCCUCUUCUUUGGCAGACCACAAAAAUUACUCAUGUUAUGUUGCACUUUCACAGUCUCUGAUGAUAACCUCCUGUACGCGACCGAAAGUUCGUACUAACACCUGUAUUGUCCCAGUCAUCACGUGUUUAUCUUCUUUGCAAUAAGAACCUAAGACUCGGAUAUUCGCUUCCAUUCGUGUAAACUUUAAAUCUCAUGUAUACUAAGUUGCUGCUUUCUGAUGUAGGUGAGGUGUUGUCGAACAAGAUGGCGUAUGCACACCAACAAUGCCAUAAUUUGCCCUCGCCAUUGGGACAAACCCAAUACUGGAGAUUUGUUAAACGUAGUUAAGCCAUACAGAGAUUUACUUUGCCAUUUGGACACCCAGGUAUUGGAUUUUCUAGACACAAAUCGUAGGUAAACUGCAUUCUAUGGCAUUUUCUAUCUGAAUUGGACAGGCUUUAAUAUCUCGUCAGAAGUUAGCCAUCCUUCCUAUCCCGAAAAGUUGCGUGCAAAAAGGUUGCAGUAGCUUAAUGUUGAGAAAGUUUUAAUGGGCAAAUGCUCUGUGGCUCACUGGACUCGAGUUUAAACCUCAGACGCUCCGUCAAAGGGGGUUCGGGUUCCCCAUGCCUGAUGGAAAAAAUAACCCAUAAAUGACCGGUCCAGUGUCUCAAACCUGUGCGGACUUACUAGAUAAGCUGCCUACUGCAGGCUUCAGGACAAGAACUGAGAGACUUUGCAACGCCUGACCAGAAAUAGAUGAUCUGGUACUAAUUAAAUCUAUCGCUUCGCUUUUUUGCCUCUACGGGAACAGACUGCUGACUCAACUGUUAACAUAGGUAUUUACUGCGGCGUAGGCUAUGAACUCUCAAAAUUGGUAUCCUUUCAGAUUCCACGUCAGCCCAAAAUUGAUUACCUUUAAUACCAACAUCAUCGAUUAUUUUUGUUUGCUGUUCUUCGUUUUUGAAGUCCUCAGGCGCAUCAGUCCAAUACACUGCGGCCUGGUUCCAGAUAUUCAGCCUAUCAAGUAUGAACUCACAUUCGCUAAAAUGUACAUUUCAAGAGGCAAAGCCUCUUUUUCGAAAACUACUAUCUUCAAAGAGUUCUCCUCUUAAACAUUCUAAGUAUGCAAACUUAAAAUUGUUUAAGUGAUAUUUCACUAAUCUGCAUUAAUGUCAUUUAACCAUCACAGUUUUGAUCCUCACAAAAGCGUGGCAGGUGAGGUAGUUACGCUGGUGUCACUUACAUAUAUGGUAUUUGAUUCUUGAUAAUUCAGUCCUCAUGAAUCAUGACUAGGGUGUGAAUCUGCCGAAUGCGGGCGCAAAACUUAGUGGCCUUGUUAUUGAUAUCGUUCGAGUGGCAUUCACCGGUUUAUCCAACAGGGUGUGCUCCUUUGACUUAAUGAGUGGUGUUUGGCCCAAAUGAUCGAUUACCAACUGAUUCAGGCUUCAGUCACGGGUCUGUUCCGCUGCAUUUUGGGGUUUGAACGGUUUACAACAACAAAUAAGCCAAAAAUCGCUAUUCUAGUUCCUACCCUAUUUCUCUAAAACCGUUUGGAAUUUAAAAAGAGGAUGUGAUAGCCGAAACAAGAGGUUUAUUAGCCCGACGUUUCGGAUUUUCACUCUGAACUACCGUCAGAGACACUUGCCCUUGGCAGUGCUGAAAAAGACGAGAGACCGGAAUGGCAAUUUCUGACUUAUUAGGCGUCAUCAGCCGGUCAUAUCUAACCCCAGGUUUUGCGACCCCUGAGGCUCGAAUCCGCGAGCUUUGAGUUCAAAUUACAACGCCCAAGGCUUGCAAAAGCCAGUGUUAGGUGCGGCGGGCUAACGACAACGAGUAGACCAAAAACAACCGUUCUAGUUCCCCUGUAAUGUCAUCCCACCUAUAAUACUGGCCGUUGGGCGGCUACUGCGGAAAUCAAGACUGAAUCCCAAGGCGCUACGAAAAGAUUGUGACCCGUAACGCGACCUAUUAGCGCCCCUCUGCCACAGCCGACUUUAUUAUAAUUUACAGAUGGUACUCCAUUUUUACUCUAACAGAUCAAUAGGAAUGAUCAAGUCUUACAAUCUCCCUUGUCGUUCACCAAUAAAAAUAUCCUCUGACGAAACUUAUUUAACUUCCACCCACGUUUUUCUAUUUAAGCUAGCUGCUGAGAAGUAUGAUGCUAUUUCCGAUGCCGUUGAAAACGAACUUUCGUUGGCGGCGAAGGAAUUUCAACGAACUGUGUCCUUUACUUCGACAAAUCUCCGUAUUAUCACCAACCUUUCAGGUACAAAUUUUUUGCGCUAUAAAUCCAGCACUUGUGUUAGCAAGAAUGUUCUGCAAUAAGUAUGACACCACUGCACUCUUCGUUACGCCUUUUUCAAAUGCUUGGUGGUUUUCCAAACUACUAGAAAUACUAAGCUCUGAAUUUGUCUUUUAAGAAACCAGAAAAUGUGAUGCUUCCGUAAGUUUUAAUAAACCAGUAACCAAAAGCAGGUGUUUAAAGUUCUGAUUCUUGUUUAUGACGUUCUUCGCUGUUAACUUGCUUCGAAUGCCAUAUUCCAUUUCUGUUGCAAAUAACCGCACCUAAAGUUCGAGUACGCUAGUUCAAUGGCAUAAUGAGCCGAAAACUAAGGAUGAAUAACUGUUCAGUAGGACAACCUUACUGAAUAACUGUGUUUCAAAUAGCUUGGUCAGCUAGUCACUGUCAAAGUCUUAAACGCAUUAAAAUCGGACAUAAAUCUAGGUGACUGCCUGAGCUAACCGGCUCUAGACUGAUAAGUUUUUCUUUCUUUGUUGGUUUGAUUUUUCGGUGGCCGCGUGGCGGGUUCGAGAACUGAGUAACUUACCAGUCAUAACCUCAACAGAGGGUAGUUUGGUCUGAUGGGUUCUUUGAUUUUUCGUCGGGUAAAAUCCUUAUCAGGCCGACUGUGGCUGAUUUUUUUAAGUCCAUCUCGGUCAUCUUGUUUUGGUCUCUAAAUAAUGACAUGGAACUUCGUAAACCGCUGAGAGCAAUUUGCCUUUCAAGAGGCAUCAACUCAUCCGCACAUGUAUCUUCUUCACCUCUGCCAUCUUAUGUAAACUGCAAAGCCAGUUGUCGUGUGCUGAUUCCAACCGUCAUGGCUUAAGUUUCCUGUCAAUCUUUCUCAUGAACACAAUCUCACUGUGGCUUUAGUGAGCGACGUAAAAUGUCCACGACUUCGACCGGCAACUAAACUAUUAGGUUCGCCUCAGGGCAACCAUUUCCAAGAAUUAAACCAAAGUCAUUUGAGGCUCGUGAAAUCCUGUUGAUGAGCAUCCAUAAGCCAAAUGGAGUUAUUUCGUUUGCAUUAUCGUUGUUUGACUGUUGGAUUUGCUUUGGUUCUUUUUAUUUUCUUCAUCUUGACAUUUUUAAAAACUAGUCGGUUUUUUUGAAUGGGCAGUCUCACCUAGUUUCCUCCCACUUAUAGUGAAAACUAAGUGAAAAUCCAUUGAAAUUAUUUUACUUAUUCUUAAACCAUUUAGGCAUACACUGAUGUUAACGAGGUACAAGUAAGAGAGCUGGUUGCGGGAGAUGAAAGUGUUGCAUCCAACAACCAAACCAAACUCACCUACGAACUGAUUAAUCUCGUCUUCCAGUUGAAUGAUCAACUCGAAAGGCAACAAGGUCGUGAUCACCAACUGCUUGAAGAAAGGACUAUGAUGGAAAAUAAAUACAUUCGGUUAUUAAGGGAGUCGAAGGAAAAAAUGAAACAAACAUCCAAAAAGGCCAUCAGAAGGCAGGCAGCCUUCGAGGCGGAGUCCAACAAAAGGUUGCAAGAACUUCAGCUGCAGAGGAGAUCGCUCAUGAAAAGGUAGGCUAAAUGGGUCCAUUAACUACUAUCAUGCCAAGACUUAUAAAACUUCCUUGGUGCAAUUGAGCAACACCAGCUGGUGUAGUUCAGUUGGUCUUCAGUAAGACUUGUCAAAAUUUCGACUCCACCCCUUAAAAGAUGAUUGAAAGUUAUUCGACCGCCAAUUCUAUCAUCUGUGAGGCGGACUGUGAAUUUUGUGCCCUAAAUGAAAGAAUAGAAAAUACAAACAAAAAUAACGAUUCCUUGUCGAAAUGGGCAGCGCUUCUGUUUUUAUUUUUUAGGAACAGCCCAUCAUAGUGGUGUAGAUUAUUAUUUGAUUUCUACGAGUUUUCUCAAAUCCUUACGGUAAACUAAAGCUGUAAUUUUUUAACUGUAUAUUCUUGAAGGCUGAAUGCUGCAGAACUUGAGGCCAGAGAAUACAAAAACCGAACUAAAUUGCUUCAGCUGCGUGUUGAGCGCCUGGAGGAACAAGUUAAUUAUGCAGUGAAGACCAUUGAUAGUUUGGAAUCAAGAAGGGAACCCAAAGAUGAAGAACGUGAUUCAGAAAGUCUAAAUGAACCCUGA